UGCCUGGGUUAUGAUAAUACAGUACUGUAAUUUUAAAGGAACUUAUUUUGUUUUAUAGUCGUUUAUAUUAGGUUUUGCAAAGCAGAAAUAAGCCUUGUGUUUAUAUGAGCAAUGUCGCUUUCUACUGCGCGUUCGUUCCUGUCAGAAGCUGGUUACGGGGAGCAGGAACUGGAUGCAAAUUCUGCUCUCAUGGAACUGGACAAAGGAUUGCGCUCAGGCAAACUGGGGGAGCAGUGUGAAGCUGUGGUCCUCUUCCCCAAGCUAUUCCAAAAGUACCCAUUCCCCAUCCUUAUCAAUUCAGCCUUCCUGAAGCUGGCAGAUGUCUUUCGGCUAGGAAACAAUUUCCUCCGAUUCUGUGUGCUGAAAGUCACUCAGCAGAGCGAGAAGCACCUGGAGAAGAUUCUGAAUGUGGAUGAGUUUGUCAAGAGGAUCUUUUCAGUCAUUCAUAGCAAUGAUCCAGUUGCCAGAGCCAUAACUCUCAGGAUGCUAGGGAGUAUGGCCUCCAUAAUACCAGAAAGAAAGAAUGCCCACCACAGUAUUCGUCAGAGCCUGGACUCGCAUGACAACGUUGAGGUGGAAGCUGCCAUAUUUGCAGCUGCCAGUUUCUCUGCACAAUCAAAGGAUUUUGCAGCAGGAAUUUGCAACAAAAUAAGUGAAAUGAUUCAGGGUCUGGACACACCUGUGGAUCUGAAGCUGAAGCUGAUUCCCAUGUUGCAGCACAUGCAUCAUGAUGCCAGUCUUGCUUCCAACAGCAGACAGCUCUUACAGCAACUGGUCACCUCAUACCCAUCCACGCAGAUGGUCAUUGUCACCUUGCACACGUUUACCCAACUUGCCACCUCGUCUCUUAUUGACAUCCCUAAGCAGAUACAACUGCUCCUGCACUACCUGAGGGAGGACCCAAGGAAAGCUGUUAAAAGACUCUCCAUCCAGGACCUGAAGUUAUUGGCCAAGAAGGCACCGCACCUUUGGACUAAGGAAAACACUCAGGCCCUGUGCGAGUGUGCACUGACCAUCCCCUACAACAGCCUGAAGCUCGGCAUGUUGUCAGUGCUCUCUACACUCUCUGGGACAAUUGCAAUCAAGCAGUACUUCAGUCCUGGUGCAGGCAGCACUCCAACCCCCUCAAGACCUACUGAUUUGGUCAGGUUGGCUCAGGAAUGCUGUUACCACAGCAACUUGGCUGUGGCUGCCCACGGGGUCACUGUGCUUUCCAACAUUGCCAUUUCCGGUCUGGAAAAAGACUCACUGCAGCUGGAGCAGGACACGGUGCUAGGGGUGGAGUCGCUGCUGGUGCUGUGCAGCCAGGAUGAUGGCACCAGUGCACAGGCUACUCUCAAGACGGCACUGGCCUGCUUGGCGAAGCUGCUUAAGAGCCAACCUCAUCUGAGCCAGGCAGCCGUGGAGUUCCUGCUCUGCCAGCUACAUUCGGCCCGGGACUCUGCGCGUGUCCUCAUGUGCCAUGCCCUGGCUGCCAUUGCCAUGCAGCAGCCAGUGCUGGGGGAGGGCAUGUUGGGAGACCUGCUGGACCUCUACAAGGUCGCCGGCACAUCCGCCUCAGAUAAACAGCAGGAACUGCUGGUUUCCCUGGCGACGGUUAUCUUUGUGUCCAGUCAGGCAUCUCUUUCUGCCGAAGUGAAGACGGUGAUCAAGCAGGAACUGGAGAACGUGGCAAACUGUUGGACUGUGUACCGAAUCGCCCGGCAAGCUUCCCGCAUGGGCUGCCACCAGCUGUCCAGCGAGCUAUACCAGAGCUUGCGAACUCGUGUUGCAUCGGAGCAUUUUUACUUCUGGCUCAACAGUCUGAAAGAGUUCUCGCAGGCCGAGCAGUGCCUAAGUGGCCUAGCUAAUGGAGACUACAGCGGUGCCAUGGGAGCCAUUGCGGAUGCCCUUCGUUCAUACCAGAAGGGCAUCGCCUCCCUCACGGCAGCCAGCACACCCCUGAGCCCGCUGGCCUUCCAGUGCGAGUACGUGAAGCUGCGUAUUGACAUGCUGCAGGCUCUCUCCCAGCUCAUCUGCACCUGCAACAGCCUAAAGACCAGCCCACCGCCUGCCAUCGCCACCACUAUUGCCCUUGCUUCAGGAAAUGAGCUGCAGCGCUGUGGACGCAUCUCCACGCAGAUGAGGCUAUCGAUGGAUGAGUUCAGGAACCUGGCGACCCGUUACGCCGACCUAUACCAGUCUUCAUUUGAUGCAGACUCUGCCACCCUCAGGAAUGUGGAGCUACAACAGCAAAGCUGUCUGCUAAUCUCUUAUGUUGUGGAAGCCCUCGUACUCGACCCACACACAACCAGCUUCCAGGAGUACAGCACCCUGGGCCAAAUGCAGGCAGAGAGCGAGUAUGAGCGGCGCAUGAUGUCAGUGUUCAACCAUGUCCUGGAGGAGGUGGAGACACUCAGCAGGAAGCAUCCACCGGUGUCGUACUUGCACACGCGCUGCCUCUGUGAUGCUGUGAUUGCCUUGUUGAAGGUUCCCCUAUCGUUUGAGAGAUAUUUUUUCCAGAAACUGCAGUCUACCAGUAUCAAGCUUGCUCUCUCACCUUCGCCUCGGAGCCCAACUGAACCAAUCGCAGUCCAGAACAACCAACAACUGACUCUGAAGGUGGAGGGUGUUGUGCAGCAUGGAUCUGCCCCUGGAUUGUUUCGGAAGAUUCAGUCAGUCAGUCUCAAUGUCAGCUCCACACUGCAGAGCAAGUCUGGUCAGGAAUACAAGAUUUCAUCAGACAACAAGACGAAUGACAUUGAGCAAAGGGUGGAGCCCCACAACGAUUACUUCAGCACCCAGUUUCUCCUGAACUUCUCCACCCUGGGGAACCACACAGUCACAGUGGAGGCAUCUGUUGUGGACUGCAGUGGCAUUGAGUGGAAGACUGGACCCAAGACAACCAUAGCCAUUAAGUCCUUGGAGGACCCUUUCUCCCAGCAGCUUCGUCACCAGCAAGCCCAGCAGGCCGUGCCACAGCCCGGCCCCCAGAGGACUGUCUAUGGCCGCUUCCCAUAACGUCCCCAUCUUCGUUUUUGCAGUCUGAAUUGCAAGAUAUUUACUUGGUGACACAUUGGAAGAAGUCCAGUUGUCCAACAGGGAUAAUCCUGCCAUUUGUUUCAUAGUUGGGCAGCUUUUACUCAGCUGAUGAAAGUUAAGAAGGUAAUUUUCAUAAUCUCACUUAAAAACACCUCUGUACUGCUGUGGGUUAUGGAACUAUGUGGUAAGGUGUGUGUGUGUGUGUGUGUGUGUGUGUGUGUGUGUGUGUGUGUGUGUGUAAAUGACCAAUUCAACUUCAGUGGCAGAAAAAGUACUGAAAUUUCACCUUAAAUUUUAAAAAAUGCAGGAUGAAGAUACAGUUCAAUGUCAAACAUUUCACAAAGUCCCUUUUUGACGUUAACUUUUGUGCUCUUCAUAAUUUGUAUAGCUGGGACAGCGUACGUGUUUUUGUAAAAUAUACUUUGACUGACCAAUCUUCAUUAGUUUGCAUAUUGGAUAGCUAAUGUGUCUAAGUAAUAUGAAAUAAAAGGGACAAACUAAAAGAAUCCUGAAAAGCCUUACAUUCUAAAGCCUCAGUUAAAGAAAUGCUAAAAUGGCACCAUACCUAAUUACGAAGAAACAAUUUUUUUCGAGAAAAUAAAACUGUUUAUACAAUCUUUUGUUACAGCCGAGGAUUUUUUUGUAUUUAUGUUUUAUUUAGCAACGAAGUUAAAAUGUUAGAAUGUCAGCGAUGAAACAAACGCUGGAGGUCCAAAUGAACUCAUUAGCCAUGUCCCAGAUCAGCGGAACUGACAUUGUGAGCGACGCCCCCACUGUUUACUUGUGUAAUGAGCACACACUGAGCAGUGCCGGGCUCCAUCCAAUGUGAGAUCAUUAUUCCACGAGAGUUCCUUUGGUCUGCUCUUCGCACCGGGUUAUUGCGUUCAAGCAGCUGCUCUGUGUCCGUACAAGAGUGGCACAUGGUGACAGUUUGAAAUGAUCUGAAAUGACCGUAGUCUCCACUGUGCAUCUCACUGACUUCCCUUAUUACCGUGGUCGACA
Molecule: messenger RNA, 4023 nt
Organism: Scleropages formosus (Asian bonytongue)
Lineage: Eukaryota; Metazoa; Chordata; Actinopteri; Osteoglossiformes; Osteoglossidae
Gene: ints7
Product: integrator complex subunit 7
Exons: 20
Coding region: 112-3000 (962 amino acids)
Biological process (GO): snRNA 3'-end processing
Cellular component (GO): integrator complex
Source: RefSeq, a predicted model, not a curated record